Exophiala viscosa is the source of this 2241-nucleotide messenger RNA. RefSeq names its product putative MFS transporter. Gene Ontology annotation, biological process: transmembrane transport. The record is from RefSeq and is a predicted model, not a curated record. Gene Ontology annotation, molecular function: transmembrane transporter activity. Gene Ontology annotation, cellular component: plasma membrane. The transcript has 9 exons. Bases 353 to 2008 code for a protein of 551 amino acids. Lineage: Eukaryota; Fungi; Ascomycota; Eurotiomycetes; Chaetothyriales; Herpotrichiellaceae.
CCGUAGACCAGAUUCCUCGUGCUCUGAUUGAUGCGCCUGGACCUUCUCAAUGACUUUUUGCCGACGAUGGCCUCCAUCAUGGGCGUCGCUCCCGAAUGCUUGUUCCACAUCAUUUGGCGCCACUUCCUAAUGAGAAGCUUGAAUGCACGAAUUGCUGAACCCAUAUUGGCGUUGUUGGGUCGCGUGUCCAAGCGACCAACCCCAGAGACCUUGACAGAGUUAAGAGUGGAGGAGAUCUACUGCGGAGUUGAGCGAGUGAGUCCAAGUGCGGAGGUAUAUACAUAUGGAUGCUUUCCCGGAGCAUGUUCAGCAGAGGAAGCAUAGCAAGACUGUCCAGAUCAGCUAGGGUAUCAUGGCUGCCAAUACUGUCACCAUCCACCACACCGACGUCCCAGGUACAGUCUACCUGGUUGAUGUCGAUCAUUCGGAGACUGGAGCUGCCCACGGUGGCAGACAUGACGAUAUUAUGCUGGUCCCUCAGCCUCUGAGCACUGCCCGUGAUCCUCUUAACUGGUCUCGCUCGAAAAAACUCUGGUCUCUUCUACUCGCCUCUUUCUUUGCCUGCGUCAUGUCAUUCGGCGAAAACAACCUCGGUGCAGCCUGGACUCAGAUCUCGGACGAAACAAAUGUCAGCUUGAACAAUAUGAAUGGUGGCUCGGCCCUCAAUUACCUUCUGUUAGGCUUCGUCAACAUCAUUUGGGUUCCCACUGCAAUGAAGAUCGGUCGCAAGUUCGUCUUCAUAUCCAGCAUGACGAUCAAUAUGGCAGCGGCGCUCUGGAACGCGUACAUCUUUGGCACUGUGCAAUGGUACCUGAAUAAUGCAUUCGGAGGGAUCGGAACCAGUGCAUAUGAGGCGAUCAUUCAACUCACCGUCUUCGACAUGUUCUUUGCUCAUCAACGCGGUACAAUGCUUGCGUUUUACGUGUGGGGAAUGCAGCUUGGUUCAAUCCUGGGUUUGAUCUUAGGCGGGUAUAUUGCUGCUGGGCCAGGUUGGAGAUGGGGCUGCAAAAUCGUAGCGAUUCUUAGCGCUUUCGUGGUCGUUUUGUUCAUUUUCACGUUCGAUGAUACCCUCUUCCCACGACACAUUUACCGCGGUCGUAGUGGUCCAGCUGAGAAUGCGGAGGCAGUGGCAGCGACGGCAGAGACCCACCAAGAGAAGACUGCGGAUGGCUCAGAACCGCAACCUAAAUCAGCUCCGCCGGUCACCAGGCAAGUGACAAAGACAGAAGGGACCAUGUACAAACCUCCUCGCACAUACUGGGAGAUUCUGUCGCCUAUUCACAGCUUUCCAGAGGACAAGACGACUUGGUGGCAAUACUUUCGUCGGCCUUUCGUCCUGUUCUUCUUUCCGAACAUCGUCUGUGCCGGUAUCAUUUUCGCAUUUGGUUGCACAGCAGGGAUUGUCUCAUUCAACACCAUCUCGGAGAUCCUGACCGAUGACCCGUACGAUUGGGGCACAGGUCCUACAGGAUUGAUCUUCCUGGCUGCACUGGUGGGUUCGUUCAUUGGGAUGGGAACCGGAUACUUUGGCGAUCAGAUCGUUUUGCGCCUCGCUCGUCGCAACAACGGUUACAAAGAACCCGAGAUGCGUCUUUGGGCUCUUUGCUUCAGCUUUGUGUAUGGAGGUGUUGGUUAUUUUGCAUAUGGCUGGUGCUCGAAAGAAGGAGAAUCAUGGGUCGGCAUUGCGUUUGGGCUGGGCGCUAUGAUUGCGCAGCAAGUUUCCGCUACCAGUAUCGCUACGACGUAUGCGAUGGAGUGUUUUGAAGGGAUCUCUGGAGAGCUUGUCGUGGUCCUGGCAAUCUGCUCGUCUUGCAUCAACUUCGCCAUGUCAUUCAGUGUCCAACCUUUAAUCGAUGCAACAGACUAUGGGCGAGCAUUCACAUUCUUUGGAUGCCUUGUGCUGGGCUCAAUGGCACUGGCUGUUCCUUUGAAUAUAUGGGGAAAGUCUUGGAGAAGUCGAUGUGCGGAAAGGUAUCACAGAUUCGUAGCUGAGGCUGUUAGUGUGUAGGACACCUUGGUUUCGAUAUGAUGGUCAAAGAGGUAGUGAGUAUGGUGAGCGAGUAUGGUGAGCGGGUUUCGUUAGAUGCUUGACGGAGAUGCCCUCCAUAAGUGGAAGUUGAUGAAUGUUACCUGUGCAUAUCAUAUUCAGGAUACUCGUGUCUUAACGGCAGGUGAAAGUCAUUGAGGUAGCCUGAGUACGCUAUCAUUUACACCGACAUUGAACACGCACUUAGAUUGUGC